Messenger RNA from Tupaia belangeri chinensis (Chinese tree shrew), 867 nucleotides. RefSeq names its product cytochrome c oxidase assembly factor 3 (gene COA3). The record is from RefSeq and is a predicted model, not a curated record. The transcript has 2 exons. Gene Ontology annotation, cellular component: mitochondrial inner membrane. Gene Ontology annotation, biological process: mitochondrial respiratory chain complex IV assembly. NCBI's taxonomy places the organism in Eukaryota, Metazoa, Chordata, Mammalia, Scandentia, Tupaiidae.
GGAAAAAGACACACGGCAUACUACUCCCAGCGUCCCCUGCGGUGACUAAGAACUACAAUUCCCAGAGAGCCUCGCGCCCUGUGACUAGGAAGUACGGAGUGGCAACAUGGCGGCACCUGGAUCUGGUGACCCUUUGGAUGCUAAGAAUGGAAAGGCUCCGUUCGCUCAGCGCAUCGACCCGACUCGAGAGAAACUGACCCCCGCGCAACUGCAAUUCAUGCGGCAGGUGCAGCUUGCCCAGUGACAGAAGACGCUGCCACAGCGUCGGACCCGGAACAUCGUGACCGGGCUAGGAAUCGGGGCCCUGGUGCUAGCUAUUUAUGGUUAUACCUUCUACUCAGUGUCCCAAGAGCGUUUCCUAGAUGACCUGGAAGAUGAGGCCAAAGCUGCCCGAGCCCGAGCUCUGGCAAGGGCAUCAGGACCCUGAUUUGGAUGGACAUUGCACGGCUCCAACCUGCUGGCCCCCCUUCACACGGUGGAUGAUGCCCAUGAUCCUGUAGACAUUGAAGCCCGCUCAUAGCAUCGCAUUUCUGGCCUUCUUACUAACUUUGGACCAUGAUUGAAUCCAAGAAGUGAGGGACUUACACGUUUGACCACUGUGAAAGGAAUAUUCCCCACUUCCCACUCGCUGUGUACAGUGACUGAGCCCUUCUAAUACUUUGUUUCCUUGUUUGAGGAGUUUGCAACUUUGGCUUUUCCCAGACUCUUUUUUUCCCCCCCAGAUUUUUUAACCUUAUGGUUUACCUCCCAGGGGCACAACUAUUAUGGGGGAGGGGAGGCAGUGUGUCAGCUCUGUGCAGUGUUGGCGCCUAAAGUAGGAAAGAUAGGUCAAGCUGAGAAUAAUAAACUUGAGUCAUCUCUCCUGGA